UGUCUGUGGCGUGAGAUGUCAAAGGCAACGAUAGCGCCAUCUGUGGUGGCAAGCCGUAAAGGCAGCUGCCGCAACUCUGCGAUUGGAUGUGAAAAAGGCGGGACUUGGCGGCCGGAAGCGGCCCCCCAUUACCUCCAGAGUUUUCCCGAAUGCGGCUGUGAAGAGAUGGAGGCUGCGCUGGAGGACGGCGAGGUGCUGGACUCAGAGUCGGACUUGGAAAUGACAACCGGCGCCGAGUCGCAGAACCAGCAAUCUGCAGUUCCCACCUGUUCUGCAACACUGUUUACUGCGCAAAAUGACUUUCAACCUCGUUCAUCUUCAUUUGAUUUGAGCAAUUGCUACCGAGUCACAGCAUCUGACAACUCCAGUGAAGACAGUGAGCAAGACUCUGAAGAAGAAGAAAGACUGUUGUGGCGUAAAAAACGUCAGAAAUGUUCACACAAUGGAGGUGAUGUACCUCAAAAACCAUCAGUAACGCCUUUUGGCACAGCUGGAGAAAGUUUUGCAACUUCUAACAAUUCUGCCAAAACAGCAGGUCGAAAAGUUAACAAUGUUUGGGGUUGUGUGCUACAGGAGCAGAAUCAAGAUGCAGUGGCAACAGAGCUUGGGAUUCUGGGAAUGGAAGGCAACGUCGACAUGGCUUCUCGGCAGUCUGAGACUUACAAUUAUAUACAGGCAAAGAAAAUGAUGAUAAAACAACAGGAGGAGGAGGAAGAAAAGGAACUGGCUAAAUUAGAAAAAGAAUUGGAUGAAUAUGUUCAGGAUGGAAAGAUCAGCAAAAAACUGCCGGUGUCUAAUUCAGGCAUCCUCAAGCGAAAAAGACCUGUUAAAGAGAGGCUGGGUGAAAGAGUUGAAAUGGACUAUAAAGGAAAAUGUGAUAUUACUGAAGAUGAUAGUCCAGAGAAGAUUUCUGAUGAAAUAGCUCACAGACUCCGAGAGCCAAAAACUGCUUUGAUACUUAGAGUUGUGCAAAACAUUGGAAAGAAGAAAGCAAUAGAACUCUUGAUGCAAACAGCUGAGGUUGAACAGAAUGGUGGACUCAUGAUUUUUGAUGGAAGUCGCAGAAGAACGCCUGGUGGAGUUUACCUGCAGUUGUUGAAAAAUACUCCAAGUAUCACUCAAGAUCAGUUAAAGGAAAUAUUUUAUGAUGAAAAUCAGAAGGAAUAUAAUUCCAAAAAAGCAGCUAAGAAAAGGAGGCGUCACAUAAUUGGAAAAAAGAUGAAACAGGCAAUCAAGGAUCUGAAUUUGCAAGUAGAUGAUGAUGCUUCACGAGAGACUUUUGCUAGUGACACAAAUGAUGCCUUGGCUUCUGUUGAAGAUACAGAAGAAGUUCAGAUGGAUAAGUCAACAUUAGAUCCAGAAGAUGCAAUUGAACUUGAUCAUAGUAAUGAUUUGGAAAUAUUUUGAAUUUUACUAAAAGUGCUGACAUUACUACAAAACUAAUGUAAUCAUUGUUACUGCAUUGCUGAUCUCAUUGAAAUUUCAAUUUGAAAUGUGUUACAUUUAAAACACCUCUUCAUGGUUUCAUUUUUGAUUCUUUAUGGUGGUGAUUGUUUGUCAACUUGUAAAUCAGUGUCGUCAUGGUAUCAAUCUCACAGUAUUGUUAAAGAUAUAGCAUAAAGCAACACAUUCAUAUUAGCAAAGGUAAAUUUCAGCAGUUUAUUUGUGAUCAAUAUUCUGUAAAUUUAUCUUGAUGCACAUCGACUAUUUUGGAGAACUUUUUUAAUGAAUAAAAUGCAGAUAUUCUUUGCAGAUCAUUUGAUUCAUUUCAAUAGAAAUGAAUCUGGUUUUAAGAACAAAGAAAGCCAUAUUGAAUGAAUGUAAUUAACUUUGGUUCCUUCUACAAAAUUAUUUGAAACACUGAAAAGAUAUUUAGUAAAUGGGU
This is a messenger RNA of Hypanus sabinus (Atlantic stingray), 1885 nucleotides long. RefSeq names its product phosphorylated adaptor for RNA export (gene phax). Bases 16 to 1407 code for a protein of 463 amino acids. Lineage: Eukaryota; Metazoa; Chordata; Chondrichthyes; Myliobatiformes; Dasyatidae. The transcript is spliced from 5 exons. Gene Ontology annotation, cellular component: nucleus. Gene Ontology annotation, biological process: snRNA export from nucleus. The record is from RefSeq and is a predicted model, not a curated record.